Molecule: messenger RNA, 2888 nt
Organism: Caretta caretta (loggerhead turtle)
Lineage: Eukaryota; Metazoa; Chordata; Testudines; Cheloniidae
Gene: VAMP2
Product: vesicle associated membrane protein 2
Biological process (GO): vesicle-mediated transport
Cellular component (GO): membrane
Source: RefSeq, a predicted model, not a curated record
CCAGCCCGGCCGCCAUCUUCCCCGCUCGGCUCAGGGACCCGCGCCACUCGCCGAGCGCCCGCCCCGCCGCAGACCCCGGCCCGCGCCGCCGCCGCCCCCGACAUGUCGGCCCCCGCCGCCGCGCCUCCCGCCGCCGGAGGAGAAGGGGGUGGCCCCCCCCCACCGCCCCCCAACCUCACCAGCAACCGGAGGCUGCAGCAGACCCAGGCCCAGGUGGACGAGGUGGUUGACAUCAUGCGGGUGAACGUGGACAAGGUGCUGGAGCGGGACCAGAAGCUGUCGGAGCUGGACGACCGGGCCGACGCCCUGCAGGCCGGCGCCUCCCAGUUCGAGACCAGCGCCGCCAAGCUCAAGCGCAAGUACUGGUGGAAGAACCUCAAGAUGAUGAUUAUCCUGGGGGUGAUAUGCGCCAUCAUCCUGAUCAUUAUCAUUGUUUACUUCAGCACUUAAUGGACCCUCGGAAGCCAAAGCCCCCCCUCCCUCCCCCCAAAGGAGCUGCGGCCGGGAGAGGCGCGAGGGGCUGCGACCCCCCCCCCCACAUGAUGUCAGCCAUAUCUUCCAGCCUCCCCCCCCUUCUCCCCCGGGCCCCCCCGUGGCAUGUGUGUGUGUGUUGCGGUGCGUGUGGCCGUCCUGUAUAUAGGCUAACUUAUUUAUACAUAUUCUAUAUUUUGUCUGUUUGUAGAUUUAUUACUAGAUUUACAGCUGUCAUGGACCCCACCCCCAAUACCUGCUCCCCACCAGUGUUCUCAGUGUCUACUGAUUUAAUUGAAAUAUUUUAAGGACCAAUCCCCCCACCCCCCCCCCAAAAAAAAGUAAAAUAGGGGGAACCCAGAAGCCUGAGAAACUCAAGCGCUCCCCCCCCCCCCCGCCCUUUCAGAGUGAUGCCGAUGCGAGAGCCGGGUCCCCCGGCUUGGCUGUGUCUCGGCCCCUGUAUAAAUAGCUGCCCCACUCCAGAGAUGGCCGCAUCUCAGCGCUCCGGGGAGGGGUCCCUGUAUAAACAGCUGCCCCAUCCCAGAGCUGGCUGCAUCUCAGUGCCGGGCGAGGGGUCCCGGGAUAACCAGCCGCCCCGCCCCAGAGCUGGCCGCAUCUCAGCGCCCGGGUGAGGGGUCCCUGUAUAACCGUCACCCUGCCCCAGAGCUGGCCGCAUCUCAGUGCCAGAUGAGGGGUCCCUGUAUAACCGUCACCCUGCCCCAGAGCUGGCCGCAUCUCAGUGCCGGAUGAGGGGUCCCUGUAUAACCGUCACCCUGCCCCAGAGCUGGCCGCAUCUCAGCGCCCGGGUGAGGGGUCCCUGUAUAACCAUCACCCUGCCCCAGAGCUGGCCGCAUCUCAGUGCCCGGGUGAGGGGUCCCUGUAUAACCAUCACCCUACCCCAGAGCUGGCCGCAUCUCCGUGCCAGAUGAGGGGUCCCUGGAUAACCAGCCGCCCCGCCCCAGAGAUGGCUGCAUCUCACACCAUGCAAAGGGGGGGUGUCAUAAGUGUCUUUACCUUCCUCUUCUCCCCCCCACAUCCCGAUCCACCCCCUUCCCUGACCCUGUGAGGUUUUGUAACAUUCCUGGGUCUGUACUGUGCAGUCUGGCUUUGGGGGGGGCUGGGGGUUGCUCUUCCUACCCCACACCUCAUGUGUGGGAGGGGGCAGUGUUGUCACACCCCCAGCUCCAAGCCCUUUAAGAGUCUUAGGGUGGGGGUUGCAUGGGGAAAGGGGGGGAGCCCCUAAAUCCACCCCUUCCCCAUGGCCCAGCGGUUCCAGCUUCUCUCCUCUGGGGGUGGAGAGUGGGGGCAGGCUGGCUCCCCAUUAACUGUCUGUCUGACCCCAGAGAGCCCCCCCCACCCAGCAGCAGGGCCCAGGCCUGGCUGGGGCAGGGGGGCUCGGUGAUCCCGUAGCGGGGGGGGCUGGAUAAAUCUGGUCUUGGGGAGGGGGAAAAGCAGUCACAGCCCAGAGCCAGCGACUCCUUCCCCCCACCCCACCUCCCCCAGAGUGUGGGCACAGAUGGGGCAUUCCCCUCCCCCACCCGCUAAUGGGGGGGGGUUCCCUGGUGGCCAGCAGGGGGCGAUCCCUGAGCAGCUCUGCAACGUAUCCCUGUGUCCUGUGAUGAGUGACCCCCACCUUGCCCUGUCCCUCUCCCCCAGCCCUUUGAGGCAGUCAUCUGUAGCAUUAAACCUUCCCUGCUAGCCCCAUAGCGCUAAACCUCUCCCAGCUCCGAGACAGCCCCAUAGCACGACCCCUCCCCCCGCCAGCCCCUACAGAACGAUCCCCCCCCACACACACCCACUGAGGAGAUAUGACGUGUGACUGUGUCCCUCUGCACUCUCCGUGCCGAGUGCUCGCUGGGGGGGAGGCGGAUUGCCCCCCCCCCCCCCGCCAGCUUGGAGGGACAUUGGCGCGGGGUCCCCUACGAGGCCCGCUUUGGAGGGUGCAGCCUGGCGGUCCUCUGCUCCCCAUCUGGAGGGAACGCGGGCGCUAAGGACCUGGCUGGCUCUGCCCCCUGUGAGGCUGGCUUGGCAGCGGGGUGCCCUGGGGGUCCCUUCAACCAGGCUGCGUGGAUUGUGAACUGCUGGGGAACAGAGAGUGGGGGGGGCAAAUCCCAGGCUGUGUUUUCCCUGGGCCGGGGGGCAGGUGUCACUGCUGCCCCUCGGCUUUGGGGGCACAGGGUCCACCGUGCCCCAUGGUGGGACCAGUGCCCCCUAAUUCUAAAGACACCUGGGAUGAGGGUGGAGGGGGGGCAGAGCUGGCUGGAUUCCCCUAGACCUAGCUGGAGGGAGGGGGGGGUCGGCCUUGCCCCCCACGCACUCCCCAGCAGCAGGCGGGGGGCAAGGCACCCCCUGGAGGGAACGGGGAGUGACUUUAUGCUGUGAAAAUGUACAAUAAAUGUCCUGUGGAGAAAGCCCAA